UUUCAACAUUCCCUCGAACUCCACUUGAAGCAAAACCAAAAAUAAAUUACACAAAAGACUUUGUUUCUACAGAACAACAAAAGUCUUGAGACACUUGAAAGCUAAGAUAUACAUGGCUAUGGAGUUAGAGCUUGAUGAUGAUGUCUUCUUUGCAGACAUAAGCAAACAGAUCUCUCUUCUCAUCACGGAUGAAGAUGAACAGCUAAACCCUGUUUCUCUUUCCUCCUCCUCGCCCUCUCUUUCAUUCCAGGGUCUCUUCAGAGGAGGUUACCAAACGGCUCCAUAUAUGUAUCAUCAAGAACAGAGCAAAGGGACUGGUGUGUUCAUCCCUAAAUCUUCUCACCCAAGGAGAAGACCUCAUCACCAUCAGAAGCAAGGUAAGUAUAGUUCCUUCAACGCCAAGCAACAACACUCUCUUCAACAAAACAGACAAGAGUACUAUCAGCAGAAUCAUGAGAACGCAAGAAGUACUCUCACCACUCACAACAACAACAACAAGAGAAACAUGAACACUAGUGUCCAUGCUCAUAUCCCGAGAAGAACCUACGGAGAUGCAUCAUCUAUCUACACUUGAUUAAAUUUUAACAAAUAUUCUGAAAGAAGAUUCAUGAUUCAGUGUGAUCAAUUCUUAAUAGUUAAAUUAGAUGCAUAAGAUUUAUUUGUUUUGUAAAUCAGCGAAUAAAUAAAGGACUGUAUAAGGAAGGUCUUGGAGAUAUGUUCCAAGUUUGUUCUUGCUUUUUUAUUAUGUAACUCUUUCUUGUUCAUCAUUUUAGAGAUUGACUGACUUUAUUUUUUUUUGCAGUUUGUAAUCUUUUAAGGAUUGAAUUAAAAUUAAGUAUGUGAA
This is a messenger RNA of Camelina sativa (false flax), 844 nucleotides long. RefSeq lists its product as uncharacterized. Lineage: Eukaryota; Viridiplantae; Streptophyta; Magnoliopsida; Brassicales; Brassicaceae. The record is from RefSeq and is a predicted model, not a curated record.